UAACAAACAUAACGAAUAUUAAGCAAAAUUUUUAGAUCUUGUUUCCACAUUUUUAACAGGAAGUAAAUGGAGAAAUGGAUGGAUUGAUAGUAGAGUAUGUAAAAAUAUUACAAACUAGUUUUCCUAUUGUGUUUGUUCUUUAUGCGUGUCGCAUGAAGCAGAUUACUCAUUCCUAGAAUACUCUUCACAAACCAUUAACAGUCGUGAUUCAUGUUCUUUGAAAACUCUAAACUUUUGGCUUUCAAGAGGCAACUUAUCAUGGCAGUGCAAAAGUCUGGAUUUCAUAGCAGUAAAUGUGAUAAGGCUGAAUUCAAGUUCCUGCUGUCACAAGCCAAGAACAUAAUCUUCCUAACUGGUGCUGGUUGCAGUGCUGAGAGCGGUGUGCCAACAUUUCGUGGUGCUGGUGGUUUCUGGCGACGCCAUAGGGCUACAGACCUAGCCACACCAGAAGCAUUUAGUGCAAACCCAUCGUUGGUUUGGGAAUUUUACAGCUAUCGAAGGGAGGUUGUGUUGAGUAAGAAACCAAACCCUGCACAUUACGCCAUAGCCAAGUUUGAGGAAGACCUUGCCAGCCAAGGAAGACAGGUUCAUGUCAUUACCCAAAAUAUUGAUGGCUUUCAUCAAAAUGCUGGUUCCAAAAAUGUUAUUGAAUUACAUGGAUCAUUGUUUAAAACACGUUGUCUGAAGUGUGGUCAUAUUGAGGAUAAUAGAAGCAGCCCCAUUGUGCCAGCUUUGGCUGGAAGAGGUGAGCCAGAUGAAGAUGCUGAUGAUGCAAAAAUACCGACAGAAGAAUUACCUGAGUGCAGUAAAAGCGAAUGCAAAUCCCUUGUUCGUCCACACGUUGUUUGGUUUGGUGAGGCUUUGGAAGAAAAAGUGAUAAACAAAGCAAAUCUUAUUUUGCGUUCGUGCGAUUUCUGUUUUCUGGUGGGAACAUCUUCCGUGGUCUACCCAGCCGCGAGUUUCGCCCCUUUGCUAGCAGCUAGAGGUAUUCCCGUGGCCGAAUUUAAUCUUGAAGAGACUCCAGUUACCGAUGACUUCAGGUUCCAUUUUCAUGGUCAGGCUGGCCAAACACUUCCACAAAUGUUACAAGAAAAACAGAUCACCGAUAAAGAGAAUCGUUAGCAUAAGCAACACAAUAAAAGCUGCAUGAUGAAAACUUAUCAAAAUAUAUUUGACUACACUUAAAAACGUAUUAAUCUCUGUUACAUUACUAUCGAAAUACGAGGAUAAAAUUUCUUACAUCAAGUAUUUUCUAAGGUGGCUAAACUUACUUACACAUGUUGGAAAAUAUAUUAACUGCGCUUGUUAAAAACGGCAAAAUUUACGCCGUGUCGAAUGCCAUCAGUGGAAAUAGGACUUAUGCAACAAUAGGACAUGUAAAAACAAUAAAUAAUCUCUGCUAUACUUUGUUCUAUAAUGAUAACCCAAGAUCUUAGGUAAACUAGUUAGCAAGCUUUUGUAGAAACGUAAUUUACAAUGUUUCGUAAAUAAACUCGUGCAUUUUUGCUUG
Messenger RNA from Xenia sp. Carnegie-2017, 1510 nucleotides. RefSeq names its product NAD-dependent protein deacylase sirtuin-5, mitochondrial-like. Bases 211 to 1122 code for a protein of 303 amino acids. NCBI's taxonomy places the organism in Eukaryota, Metazoa, Cnidaria, Anthozoa, Malacalcyonacea, Xeniidae. The transcript is spliced from 6 exons. Gene Ontology annotation, molecular function: NAD+ binding; protein-succinyllysine desuccinylase activity; protein-malonyllysine demalonylase activity. The record is from RefSeq and is a predicted model, not a curated record.